GCGAGAGGCCAUUCCAUUCUCAGUGGUCAGGAGGACAUCGCUCACAAGCAUAUAUGAUGCUUACAGUAUGGUGUUCAAUGCAUCUGCAAAGAAAUAUUUGUGGAUUAAUAAUUCACUUUGCAGCGAAGUCUUUGUCAGUUAAAAGAUCCUUGUGCAGUUUUCCAGUCUCUAUCCAGAGGACAGCAGAUGGGACCGUGGAAUAGGUUGUCAUUUCUCCACAACGAUAAGAAUUAAAACAGCAAUGGAUGCCAUGCCAGAGUAUUCCCUUUUCCUUGUGAGGAUUUUGGAGGAAUUGGAUACUAAGUACAGCACUGUUUCAUAUCAAGAUCUCUGUAAAUCACUGUGUGCCAGAUUUGACUUGGUCCAUUUGGCUAAGUUAAGGAGUCUGCUAUUCUACACAGCAUGUUUGGAUCCAGCUUUCCCCGCAACCUUAUUCAAAGACAAGAUGAGGUGCUCACUGGAGGAUCAACAGUCGAAGAAGCUCAUGGUAGCUGCGGAUAUUGUUACCAUGUUUAAUCUCAUCCAAAUGAAUGGAGGCAUGGCCAAAGACAAGCUGCCAAUGGGUCAAAGACCCAAAUUUCACAAGAACCAGUCCUUUGAGUCUUGUCGAUCUGACACAGAUGUUUAUAAAUUUAACAAAAAUGAUAGGCCCUAUAAUCUCUUGGACACCAGGGGUCAUCAUGUCUCUCGGAAUUCACCCUGCCCUAAAUCUGACUGCAACAACUGCCAGCAGUUUAUACCGACCUCAGACCCCAACUUUCUCUUGGGAGUCACCAAGGAUCUGAAAUGUAGGGCAGCAUCACUGGAUAAGCUACAGCAUCUGCCACAGUACUCCAGUGUCAGUCCUCCACCGUGUGAGAUGCAGAGCACUUACUUCCCCAUGGACAUCGACAGCGAGUCCAACACGGACCAGGAGUCUCUCCACAUCAAUCCAGGAAUCAAGGAUGUUUUCAUGUCUAGUGGAGAGCCUUUCACUGUGCACUCUUGUGUGCAAAAACUGAAUACUUUCAAAGAAGAUUUCCACAACCUUGUUGCCUUUUCACCUCAUGUGAUCACUGCAGAGUGCAGAGCAAAUUCCAAAGCUGGAGGAGAUUACCACAGGAGGGAGCUGAACAAGCCUCCGACUUUUUUCAAUCACAGUUUUGAGCUGCCGUACAGCAACCCUUACUUCGAACCCAUGAGCUCACCCAUCCAGAACAAAGGGCGCGUGAAGCAUGAGAGUCUGGACGACUUGCAAGCAUCCACUUAUUUUGGACCUACAACUGUCUCCGAGUUUGUGAGCAACAGGAGGGCUUCUAGCAAGCAUGGCAAACAGCCAGCCUGGCCAGUCAAGAGCUUGAGCCUCAACAAUGAAGAGGGCCCUGACUUUGAGAGGCCUUUCUUGAAAAGCAAAGGGGCUAUGGACAAUCACCGUUAUAACAUCAGCACGAUGGACAAUGACAAACACUUUCAGUUUGCAAAAGAAAAACCCACUGCCUCUCCCUCAGGUUUCUCCAAGAAGACCAAUGGACCUAAAACAAAAGACAUGAAUUCUGUGGUUUGCGGACCUAGUGUUGAGAAAAGAGAGGUUGGGAAAAGGUUUAAGGACAAGAGCAUCAACUGUCCAUCAUUUCAGAUUGGUAAUGUGGACAAUGGUAUGAGUGUUGGGACACAGACAGAACAAUCUGAACACAAGAAAGAUUACACUAGUCACAAUAAAUAUGGAGAGAGGCCACCGUUCAAACACUCAGAUGAAGACUCUGAAAUUAUUAGUGAUGAUAUAAGUGACAUCUUCCGCUUUUUGGAUGACAUGAGCGUGUGUGAUUCUAUUGGAGUUGUGCAGUCAUCAUGCUACAACAGCAAUGGCUCGCUUUCUCAGGUGGCAAAAUCAGAUGGUGACAGCUCACCUGAACAUAACACGAUCAAGCAGGGCAAAACUGGCAUCAAGCUCGACCGACUCUUCCAGUCACUGGAAAACUCAGACGAUGAACUCAGACAGAGUGUAUGCAAGCUGGUUCUUAGGAUCGGUGAGAUUGAGAAAAAACUUGAGUCUCUUUCUGGUGUGAGAGGCGAGAUUUCACAGGUCCUCUCAAAGCUUACUAAACUGGAUGAGAAGAUUCAAGAACCAGAGACUAAUGGGAAAAUGAGCGAUAAUGGCAUAGUGGAACAGAAUAAGUCUGACAUUAACCUCUCGACUCAUGUAUUCCAGUGUAACACCACAGGACACAACAUGAAAGUCGAAAAAAUUUCAGAAUGGUGCUGCUCAGAGGUUGAAGGGAGUGAAAGCCUGAGGGUCAAAGCAUUAAAGAAAAACAUGUCCACACGUAGGUCAUCCAGGUCGCUAACCGAAGAGAACAGCGCCACUGAGUCCAAAGUGGCCAGCAUCACUAACUCACCUCGUGACUGGAGGACUGUUUCUUACUCCAGCCAUAAAGGGGAAGAAGGAAAAGAAAGGGAGCGACAUAAUGAAGGCAAGGAUAGACACAGGAAACCCAGAGAGACAGAUCGACAGUAUGAUGCCCACCAGGCCCACCGUUCCUCAAAGCUGCCCAAGGACUCCUACCUGGUGGAGCAGGUGUUCAGUCCACAUCACUUCCCUCAUGCAGUCAAAUCUCACGUGAAGGGCAGCCCUCUCUACACAGAUUUGCGCCUGACCAGCCUUGCUGAUGGAAAGCGUUCCCAGCCCUCCUGGACAAUAGAAGAGUACAAACGCAACUCAGGAGACAAGAGCAAGCUCAGCCCUUUGGACUUGCAGGUCCAGGAGUCACUCAACCCCAACAAUCUGGAGUACUGGAUGGAGGACAUCUACACACCCGGCUACGAUUCACUGCUCAAGCGUAAGGAGGCAGAGUUUCGCAGGGCCAAGGCAUGUAAAAUUGGCGCGCUGAUUGUGGCGGCUGCCUGCACUGUGAUACUGGUCAUUGUAGUGCCCAUUUGCACCAUGAAGUCUUGAGUUUUCUAUUUUCGUUUAGGAUGGUGUUCAAAUCAGUGUAUUCCUUUCUGGCAAAACAGACACUGGGUUAACCCAAAUUUGGGACUCUAGGGAAGGAUUCUCCUUUCAGUCUGUGAUUAGGUCUAAUUUCAGCCACUGGCCUUAGACUUUCUGGGAAUGUCAAUUGAAAUAUAUUAGAACAAAGAGUUAAGGAUUGCAAUUUGACAUUUUAUUUUUUAUUUUCAGAAGUCAGUAUUUAUAACUUGAAUAAAUAAUUUGUUAUUAUGUUGUAAGAGAUGCACCCUUGUUUUAUAGUCCAAAUGUAAUGUAAUAAUAUGUUUUAUGUCUGGUUUUCUGGUAUUACAAUUGAAAAAAGGAAAGCUUUAUGUUUAAGCGUAUUAUAGUUUUUUACUUUACUAUGAUUAUAAGAAUUUUAAUGAGAGUUAUUUUUUGAUGAAUACGCAAACAGAAUGUUUCAAAGAGGAGUGGAAUUUUUCUUUGGGGAUCACUAGAAUGUUUGGGCUUGUGCAAUGCCUUUUUCUAAGGAAAAUAUACUCAGAUAGGGAAAAAUAUAAUGAAUUGCUGUGUGUAUUCAAUUCAGAAACCACAUCUGAACUUAUAAGAACAAUUCACCUUAAAAUGUUAAUUCUGUCAUUAUUUACUCAACCUUAUAGUAAAUAAUGGCCAUUGAACACAAAAGACCAUUGAAAAUAAAAAUGCCAUUUGUUCUCACUCCUGCCGUAACCUAACAUGAAGUGAGUUGGAUAUGCGGAAUGGAGAAUGAGAUUUAAAAAAAUAAUUUUUUAUGACAUUUCUGUAUGAAAUUUAGAGAAAUGAGAAAUGUCUGUUAUUCACACAACAACAUUGUAUGGCUUUAGAAGACUUGGAAAAUAGAGCACUGGUUAUUUGGGCUAAUUUGUAGUUACUUUAUGGUGUGUUUAGGUCCUUUUUGGAGCUUGACAAGCAUGGUCAGAAUGAGCUGUUAUUGUUGCAUGAAGAUUCUUCAAAAUUAAAAAAUUGUGCUCCACGAAACAUUAAUAAAUAAGAGCAUAUAGGUUUGCAUUGACUUGAGAGUAAGUAAAUAAUGGCAGAAUUAAAAUUUUUGGAUGAACCAUUCCUGAAAGUGAAUGUGUGAGGGUUUUAAUGUUCAAUGGAAGGACAGUAAAAUGACUCAAUUCAUGAUAUGUAUUCAUUAUAUUUAAAUAGUGACACUUGACUUUAUUUCCUUUUGAUUGUACAUGAUUUUGAAUACAGUAAUUCAAAAACAACUAUAUCAUAGCACAUAGCUGCUUACUUUUUGAUUGUAAUUAUCCUUUGCCUUGUUAUUUCAUAACUAAUCAUUCUAUACUUGAAUUGUCAUAUCACUUUAAAAUUAGCUCAGUCUUUCUGAAAGUGGAAUGUUUUCUUGAACUUAUUUACUGGUGUUUUGAGCUUCUAAUAUUGGAUCUGACAGACACAACUGUGAACUUUCCUUAAUAAUGUUCACUUAAACAUGUUUGCUUUACACCCAUAAUAGGAAUGAUGCAUCAGAGAAGUCAAGCUGCAAGAUCAGUGAGUGAAAACUGCCUGUUGGUCAGAAACUAGAGUUUAUGGAUUAUACUCCGGCUGUUUCAAAACCUGAUGAGCUGCCUUGUUGUCUACUGCCUAUGUAGGCAACAUCCUAACUGAAAUGGAACCUCAUAAUUGUGAUGAUUUGGAACGCUCUGCAUAGGCAGAUAAUACACCGAUCAGCCACAACAUUAAAACCACAUUAAAACCACUUGCCAAAUAUUGUGUAGGUACCCCUCAUGCCACCAAAACAGCGCCUACCCGCAUGUUGAUGAGAGAGGUCAACGGAGAAUGGCCAGACUGGUUCAAAUUGACAAAGUCUACGGUAACUCUGAUAACCGCUCUGUAAAAUUGUGAUGAGAAGAAUGCUAUUUUGAGAUGCGGGUUGGUGCUGGCAUGAGGGGUACCUACACAAUAUUAUGCAGGUGGUUUUAAUUUUGUGGCUGAUCGGUGUAUAGUCCAUUUAAAUAGAGUUUGACGUUAGCAUUUUGUAAGCUAAUGCUGCAAAACACAAUAAGCAGAAACAUAGACAGAACUCACAAAUAUUGGAUGAAAUAGUCAGAGGGGAAUUCACAAAGAAUGAGUCCAUUACAAGACAUUUUUAUUUGCAGGGGGCAUUUUGGGAUAGUAAAGUGUCCAGUGGAUGCACACUUAGAAUCUUAUCGGAAAGAGUGAGGUCAUCUAUGUAUUUCUAGCAUGCUGUUUUAUGAAUAUUCAGGUAUUAGACACACUACUCCAUUGGCAGGUUUUUGGCAUACUAUAUUAGGGAAGUAUGCAUAUUUGGAUGCAGGUUGGGCUUGUCAUGUUGCAGUGCAUUAUGGGAUUGCAUUCUCUCUGAUUAUAACGUGAUGCUGAAUUUGGACAAUAGAAGUCCAUUAGAAGGCAUCGUAAUUAUAUCUUUUGAAACAGCCUUUGCGUCAUAAGUGUGCAUAUGAUGCGUUAAAAUGCUGCCUACAUAGGCAGCUCACUAGAUUUUAGUGUCUAGGAAAAACAAAACAGAACAUCUAGUAAUAACCAAUCAAUACUUGCAAGUUUUUCUGUUAUCAUUAAUCUGUCAAUGUCAAAGGGAUACUGGCUAUCCAAUCAUUUUUGAGGUUACAGCACAUCAUUUGAAAACACAAUGACAGCUACUAAUUACAAAAUGGUAUGUUUCUUGUACCCCGACAAAUACAUAUGGCUUGUCUGUUCAGUCUGUGUGUCAUGGCAUGGUUGAUGCUGUGAAAUUUAAAGGUGAAGAAUGUAAUUUUCUCAAUGUUAAAAUGCUUUAUCCUAUCCCUGUUUAAUGUGCAGAGUCAACUUCAGGCCAUACAUACAUUGAAUUCCUGAAGAGUGUAAAUGCUGUGCUGCUUUCGAAAACACUGCUCAGAUUCAGCGGUUCAACAUGUCUUCUGGCUAGACCAAAAUCUUUUUGGCCAGCCAAAGGCUGAUUAAGGUUUUGGAAAGCAGUUUGGAAGCAAUCAUUAUUUCUGCAUUUCUGUUUGUUGCCACUAGUGGCAUAGAAAUUUGACCUUGAGAAGAAACUGGAUUUGCACAUUGAAGUGGUAUGAAUAGAAUGUUUAUUUAGGGCAUAUGUAAGAAUUUACAGAUACUACUUUCAAUAUGAUGUUUGUUUCUUAUAUAGUUGAUGAGAAUUCUGCAACAAUGUUUCAAAAUAUACCUAUACAUUCAUAUAACAAUUUCCACUGUAGUUUUACAAUGUUAUACUCAGAGACUUAAUUGACAUGAUCAGUAAUUAGGGCAUUUGAAUGUGAAAUUUUCUUUGAUUGGCUGAAUGUCCAGUGACCUCGCCCUUUGACACAGGAACUGUGUGUUGUAGCACGCUGUAGAGCCCUGUAAAUAAUUUCAGGUUCAAACCACAAUCGUGUGAAUAAAGUGUUACUGAAGUCAUAUUCCAAUAAAUUCCAAUAAGUUCA
This is a messenger RNA of Myxocyprinus asiaticus (Chinese sucker), 6372 nucleotides long. It is a transcript of the gene minar1, whose product is annotated as membrane integral NOTCH2 associated receptor 1. Gene Ontology annotation, cellular component: plasma membrane. The coding region runs from base 242 to 2932 and encodes 896 amino acids. The transcript is spliced from 4 exons. Gene Ontology annotation, biological process: negative regulation of TOR signaling; negative regulation of cell population proliferation. NCBI's taxonomy places the organism in Eukaryota, Metazoa, Chordata, Actinopteri, Cypriniformes, Catostomidae. The record is from RefSeq and is a predicted model, not a curated record.